Syzygium oleosum is the source of this 1028-nucleotide messenger RNA. RefSeq lists its product as uncharacterized. The transcript is spliced from 3 exons. The coding region runs from base 67 to 813 and encodes 248 amino acids. Gene Ontology annotation, cellular component: nucleus; cytosol. The record is from RefSeq and is a predicted model, not a curated record. Gene Ontology annotation, molecular function: metal ion binding. NCBI's taxonomy places the organism in Eukaryota, Viridiplantae, Streptophyta, Magnoliopsida, Myrtales, Myrtaceae. Gene Ontology annotation, biological process: tRNA wobble uridine modification; protein histidyl modification to diphthamide.
GAUGAGUUUUCCGCCACGAACGGCGAGAUCGUUUCUUUGCAGCACUCACCAGAGCAAGGGUGAUCGAUGGCCGCAUUCUCUCAGCCUCGCCUCCUGACGGCGGCGUCCCUGCUGGCGCUCCUGAUCGCCUCGUCGCCGCUGCGGCCGGCGCAAUCGGCCGACACGAACGGCGUCUACUCCCCUUGCGCCGACGCCACGGUCCAGGGGUCCGACGGGUUCACCUUCGGCAUCGCCUUCGCGCCGAGGCUGUCCUUCUUCCACAACAGCUCGCUCCAGCUGUCCCCCUGCGACCGCAGGCUCUCCCUCUCCUCCGCCGGUUCUCAGGUCGCCACUUUCCGGCCUAAGGUCGACGAGAUCUCCCUCCUCACCGUUAACACUUCGUCAUUCUCUCCGGGCAAUUACGGAGGUUAUAUGGUUGCAUUUGCUGGCCGAAAGUACGCUGCAAGGUCUCUCCCUGCCUUCGUUGCCAACAGCACCUACACCGUGACCAGCUUUACUCUUGUGCUCGAGUUUAAGAAGGGCAGAUUGCAAAAUCUAUACUGGAAAAGAGAUGGCUGUGCUUCAUGUUCGAGAAAGUCCAACUUUGUGUGCCUCAACAACCAGGAUUGUGCCAUCAAAACUUCCAAUUGCAAAAACCAUGGGGGCUCGGUGGAUUGCAGCCUCGGUAUACAGUUGGCAUUCUCCGGCACGGAUAAGCACCUUUCAGUUUUCAAUUCAUGGUAUGAAGUGGAAAACCUUCGUCAAUACUCUCUCUAUGGCCUUUAUUCAAAUUUAAGGGACUCUCUCACCAGUCAAUAUAACAAGAUAUUCUGAUCAUGCUUCCCUGUUUAGAUUUUACAACGCUUAUGUACAAUGUGUGUCCUUUCACAAUUGUUGCUGUCUUUCGUUUGUAAAUUCUUGUGCUUUGAGGCUGUGUUCAUAAAAAGUGUCGUCUUCAGAUCGUCGAUGUUUGCUUUCUUCAGCAUGGUAUCUCAUUGAAACAUUAUAUUGUAAUGUUUGAGGUGAAUCCUACUCAGUCUUUAUCCUUA